AGGAAAGAAGAUGUCGGCAGAAGUCACAUACACGAGGUGGCAAUGAAAGAUGUAAAUGUGAUUGAUGAGUAUUGCAGACAUUGCGACUGCUGUUCAAAGUGUGCGAGUGUGAUAGAGUGCUGCAAUGCUUUAAUGUGUGAUGUGAAGACACGAGACACACUGAAUAAAAGAGACGUGCAACGCAGCCUGUGCUGUCGAGAUUGAGAACAAGUUGUAGGAGAUUUGAUAAUUAUAUGGAUUCUCUGUGUAUAAAGUCUGCUCCUGUGAUGGAACCAGAAUGUAGUGAAGGGCCGUCUCCAACAAGUAUAUUUCAUUAUCAUUCAAAGAGAGCCAUUCCUACAAAAGGACCGGAUGUGCUGUUGCAGUGUCAUGGAAUAACACGGGAAUUGCACAAGCCGUACAUUCGGAAGUCCCACACAUUGUCUGGUCUCUUGCAGCAUGCUGUUAUCUCAGCAACUGCAUGUUACGAAGACAGUCUUCCUGUCAUUUCGUUACCAUUCUCGUACACAAACGUGACACAACAAUCUCUUGCCAGGGCACUCGGUUUGCUGUAUGAAGACCAGUUUACUGUGUCACCUGAAGAGGUGGUCUCUGUAUUGGCAGCUGCGUCACUUCUUUUGUAUCCUGAACUGCAAAAAGAAUGCUGUGAAGUGAUGUUAAGAUGCAUCAAUGUGAGCACAGUCUCAAUGUACUACUUGGCAUCUACCAAGGUUAGUGAAACACUGAAAUGAGAGAUGAUAUCAACUGUAUACAGUAUAUUGGAAUAGUCUUUGUUCCACUUGUUCAUCAUUAUACGUCUCAUAAUAUAUUGUCCACAGAUGACGUUGUAGAGAGCCUUAGCUCUACUUAAUGAAAUGAAAACUAUAACAGCAAUGCAUCUAUACUGAAUGACAAUAAUCAAUAAUGAAUAAUGAUUAUCAAAGAAUUUGUUGUGUGAAAUAGUUAGAAUGCAUCAGUGAAUUGGUACAUUAUAUUGUAGGGAUGCAUCUUUCAAUACAUUAUGUAGCUAUUAUAUUGGGGAGAUGAGUUUCCAAUGCAUUAGGCCAUUGUGUUGCAUCAGUACAUG
Messenger RNA from Corticium candelabrum, 1066 nucleotides. RefSeq names its product BTB/POZ domain-containing protein 16-like. The coding region runs from base 234 to 731 and encodes 165 amino acids. Lineage: Eukaryota; Metazoa; Porifera; Homoscleromorpha; Homosclerophorida; Plakinidae. The record is from RefSeq and is a predicted model, not a curated record. The transcript has 6 exons.